AUGUCAAAGAACCAGCUUUUGGUGAGUGCCACCGUUUGCAACAAACGUGCCUCAUUGUACAAUGGUCACUUUGCAAAGAGACAAGUGUCGGACUAUGCAGAAAUAGAUUUCCAAAAGAGUCCCACGGAAAACUUGCAACAUAUUUCGCAAGUAGCUUUGAAUAGCAAGUUUCCAUUGGCUUAUACCUUUAUUUUUAGACCGGUAUAUUUGGAUAUGGUUGCCAGAUGGGCGCUUUGCGUGUCGGAUGCUAAAGAUCGCAGCACUAUAGUAGCCGACAGACUUGGUCAAGCAAUUGGGGUCUAUCCCGAAACGGCAAUGCUGUGUGACUAUUUUCUUGACCACCACCACCAGCAUCUGAAUUUGAUUUUGGACAUGGGAGAGUCCCAGCCGGAAAAUUCGUUGCACCAGAUUUUAUUGGCAUACUACCGAUUUUUACGUUUCGAUUGCGAGCGUUUCUCUCGCUUUGUGGCCCCACCAGCUCUUUACAAACUGUUGCAAGGCAAUUAUGCCAACAAUGCCAUUAAAUUGCUUUCAGUCAAGUUACUUUCGAUGUGUUUGAGAUUGGCUGAGCAAGCAACACUCGAUUUGGUUCACAAACACACGAACAUGUCCGAGGACUACUCUGGUGUAUUUGGCCCUUACGAUGGCGAUAUCGAGGUAGAUUACCGAUUUCUGGAGCUCAAUGAGGCUCAAAGGCUUGCCAAGUACCAUGAUUUGUUGAAUGCCUACAAAAAGUGCCACUUCGACUUGCCCAGAAGCCGCACUCAAGACUCUUUGGUCGUUUCCUCUCAUGACCUGAGCUCCCUUAUUGUGAUGGUUUACGGUACCCUAAUUCCCAGAAUAAGCGGAAACGCGAGAAAACACGAUACAAGCGAUAUACAAGAAGGUUUCGUACCCACCGAAGAAGCUCUUGCUUCCAUUCGUGCCUUAAGCAAGUCUAUACAGCUCUCUAAGCCAGUGAUGCUAAUCGGUAAAGCUGGGUCCGGUAAGACAUACCUCAUUGAUUAUCUUAGCAAGUAUACCGGAGCUCAUGAAUCGAUGAUCAAAAUUCAUUUAGGGGAGCAAACAGAUGCUAAACUUUUAUUGGGAACUUAUACCUCGGGAGAAAAGCCGGGGACUUUUGAGUGGAGAGCUGGCGUAUUAACCACUGCUGUCAAAGAGGGCAGGUGGGUGUUAAUUGAGGAUAUAGAUAAAGCACCGACUGAGGUUAUUUCAGUGCUCCUAACGCUACUGGAGCAGCGCCAGUUGAGUAUUCCGUCCAGAGGUGAGACAAUUAAAGCUGCCAAUGGCUUUCAAAUAAUUGCUACAAUUAGGACACCAGGCGAUGACGACAAAAACGAAUCCCAGUAUAAACCCGACCUAAUUGGUAUUCGGCUAUGGGAUAUCGUACGCCUCAAGGAACCCGGCAAUGACGAGCUCCUGGUGAUCUUAUCCAACAAAUUCAGUGCUCUCAAGAAUCUAGUAGGAAGGUUUGUGGAGACUUACAAUGCGGUACGAAGGAUAUAUUCAAAUCCACAGUACAUCUCUAUGAACAGGGGUGUUCAUCCUAGGGUGGUAACUCUGCGAGAUCUGGUGAAAUUUUGCAGCAGGGUUCAGACCAUCUUCAAAAACAACGGCAUCAAAAGCGCAGAGGAACUAAUACCAUCCCAAGUAUACGACGGUAUUUUCUUUGAAGCCGCAGAUUGUUUCGCAUGCGCAAUUGGCGAACAAAGAGCAUUAAGACCAUUAGUUGAAGCGAUAGGAAUUGCCCUAGAGAUACCUGGCUCUAGAGUAAACCUUUACAUUUCCAAGCAUGUUCCAGCUUUCGAAGAGGAUACCUCAUCUGUACGCAUUGGCAGAUGCGUUCUUGCUAAAAAUCACGUAAAACUGCUGAAGAAGUCGAGUAACGACACAUCUUUUGCCCGAACGAAUCAUUCCUUAAGACUUAUGGAACAAAUUGGGUCAUCGAUUCAGAUGUGUGAACCUACCCUGCUUGUUGGUGAGACAGGUACAGGUAAAACUACUGUUGUUCAACAAAUGGCGAAACUGUUGAACCGAAAAUUGACCGUAAUUAAUGUAUCUCAGCAGACAGAAAGUGGGGAUCUGCUGGGUGGCUUCAAACCAGUUAAUACGAAGACAAUAGCGGUUCCUCUAUUAGAAGAUUUCGAGAGCUUAUUCCCUGCGACCUUUUCGAUGAAGAAGAAUGAGCGUUUUUAUACUAUGCUUCACAAAUGCUUUAACAAAAAUCAAUGGAAAAAUGUCGUCAAGCUUUUGAAUGAAGCAUUCAAACUGGCUAAAAAUCUGCUAAGUGAUGACCACGACGACUCCUCAGACAGUUCGAAAAAAAAGAGAAAGCUUGACUCCUACAGGAAGAAAAAUUUGAUGGAUAGGUGGGUUGAGUUUGAUCAAAGAGUCAAGAACUUUGAGGCACAGUAUUCGUCCAUCGAAAACUCGUUCGUAUUCAACUUUGUCGAGGGCUCUUUAGUUAAGGCUGUCAGAAAUGGAGAAUGGCUUUUGCUAGAUGAAGUUAAUUUGGCGUCUUCUGAUACGCUCGAAAGCAUAUCAGAUUUACUUUCGGAGCCUACGUCUCGAAGCGUUCUGCUUUCGGAAAAAGGACAGGCCGAGCCAGUGAGGGCACAUCCGGAUUUUCGUAUUUUCGCCUGCAUGAAUCCAGCUACCGAUGUAGGGAAAAGAGACUUACCUGCUGGAGUUCGGUCGAGGUUCACAGAAAUUUAUGUUCAUUCUCCUGACCGUGAUAUUACAGAUCUUCUAUCUAUUAUUGACAAAUACAUCGGGGCGUUUAGUGCUAGCGAUGAGUGGGUUGGAAAUGAUGUUGCAGAACUGUAUCUAAACGCUAAGCAACUCGCCGAGGCAAACAAACUGGUAGAUGGCUCAAAUCAGAGACCACACUUCAGUAUUCGUACUUUGACUCGUACCCUGAUUUACGUCCGAGAUAUAGUCAAAAUUUAUGGUUUGAGAAGAUCGCUAUAUGAAGGUUUUUGCAUGUCCUUCCUAACAUUACUCGAUGAGAAAUCAGAACUUUUACUGCAACCAUUAAUUGAAAAGCUAACCUUAGGAAGGCUAAAAAAUCCAAAGUCGGUGAUGUCACAGUCCCCAGCAUGCCCUGGGCCUGAAUAUGUCCAGUUCAAGCACUAUUGGAUGAGGAAGGGACAACAUGAAAUCCAGGAACAACCCAACUAUAUCAUUACGCCAUUCGUGGAGAAGAAUAUGCUCAAUCUCGUUAGAGCAACUUCAGGACGUAGAUUUCCAGUUCUAAUCCAAGGCCCAACUUCUGCGGGCAAAACUAGUAUGAUCAAAUACCUUGCCGAUAUUACAGGCCAUAAGUUCGUGCGUAUAAAUAACCACGAACACACGGAUCUUCAGGAAUACCUUGGAACGUAUAUGGCCGAUGACACAGGUAAGCUUUCUUUCCGGGAAGGUGUAUUAGUAGAUGCUUUAAGAAGAGGACAUUGGGUAGUGUUAGAUGAGCUGAACCUAGCCCCUACUGAUGUACUAGAAGCGUUGAACAGGUUGUUGGAUGACAAUAGGGAGCUUUUCAUACCCGAAACCCAGGAAGUAGUACAUCCUCAUCCAGACUUCAUGUUGUUCGCUACGCAGAAUCCACCCGGAAUAUAUGGCGGCCGUAAGAUAUUGUCGCGAGCAUUUCGGAAUCGUUUCCUAGAGUUACACUUUGACGACAUUCCACAGGAUGAGCUUGAAAUCAUUUUGAGGGAGAGGUGUAAAAUCGCACCCUCAUAUGCUCAGAAAAUAGUCGAAGUUUAUCGCCAGCUCUCUAUUCAACGAUCUGCUAUGAGAUUGUUCGAGCAGAAAAAUAGUUUUGCAACUUUACGUGAUUUGUUUCGUUGGGCGCUGAGGGAUGCAGUUGGCUAUGACAACUUGGCUGCGAAUGGAUACAUGCUGCUAGCAGAAAGAUGCAGAACGAAGGAAGAGAAAGUGGUGAUCAAGAAUAUCCUUGAAAAAGUCAUGAAGGUAAAGUUAGAUAUGGAAAGUUAUUACAGAAGCCUUGAGAACAAAGACCUGCAAUCCAUGCCGAGUUCCAUUGUUUGGACCAAGGCCAUGCAUAGACUUGCUGUUUUGGUCUCAGCUUGUUUGAAGAACGAUGAACCAAUUUUGUUGGUAGGUGAGACGGGAUGCGGGAAAACAACCAUCUGUCAAUUAAUUGCUGAGUAUGUAGGAUCGUCCCUCAUCACGGUGAACGCCCAUCAGAAUACCGAGACAGGUGACAUACUUGGUGCUCAGCGACCUAACAGACAUCGUUCCGACAUUCAAAAUCAAUUGACAGCGCUUCUAGAACAAGUCUUACAUUGCCGUUGUGGAAAUUACUCUUUGGAUGAGCUUUUGGCCCUCUAUGACCAAGAAGAUAAGAGUUCACUUUCUCAAACAGAUAUUGAAAGAGUGAAAAGCUUAAGGGAGAGCCGAGAAAUCUUAUUCGAGUGGUCUGAUGGUCCCUUAAUACAAGCUCUUAAUGGUGGCCAAUUUUUCUUGCUCGAUGAAAUUUCCCUAGCCGAUGAUUCUGUUUUAGAAAGGCUCAAUAGUGUGCUGGAACCAGAGAGAAGUCUUCUGCUUGCUGAAAAGGGAGGCUCUGAUAGCCUAGUCCAGGCUGCCAAGGGAUUUCAGUUUUUUGCGACUAUGAAUCCAGGUGGUGACUAUGGAAAAAAAGAGUUAUCCCCCGCCCUUAGAAACCGGUUCACCGAGAUAUGGGUUCCGUCAAUGGAAGACUUUGAAGACGUGCAGCUAAUUGUUAAUUCAAAACUCCACGCGGAGGUGUCGGUUUUAUCUAAACCCAUCGUCGAAUUUUCCAAAUGGUUCGGCGAAAAGUAUGGCGGUGGUAAUACCAACAAUGGUGUGAUUUCUUUGCGUGAUAUUUUGAGCUGGGUGGAAUUUGCCAAUUUUACUGCGGAGAAAUUGCAGAAUAGUUAUGCAGCAUUAGUCCAAGGUGCUGCCAUGGUAUUCAUUGACACACUUGGAACAAAUAAUACAGCCUAUCUGUCUGAUAAUGCGGAAACGCUCAAGUCACAUAAGCUAGAUUGUUUGAACGCGCUGAGCCAUAGUGCUGGAGCCGAAGUCCAUCAUUUAUAUCAGAAACAACCUUCUUUAGUUGUUAACGAGCAUGAUUUGCAAGUGGGACUUUUUUCACUAAAGAGAACAUCACUUGCGACACAUCCUCAGUUCAACCUUAAUGCCCCAACCACUAUGAGUAAUCUAAUGCGGGUCGUACGAGCUAUGCAGGUGAAUAAACCUAUUCUGCUAGAGGGAAGCCCUGGUGUUGGCAAAACUAGUCUAGUUUCUGCUUUAGCGGAAUGUACAGGCAACAAGCUUACUCGUAUCAACUUGUCAGAACAGACAGAUUUGGUGGACUUAUUCGGGUCAGAUGCUCCUGGUGAGAGAACUGGGGAGUUUGUUUGGCGCGACGCACCUUUUUUGAGGGCAAUGCAACUUGGAGAGUGGGUGUUACUCGAUGAGAUGAAUCUCGCUUCUCAAUCUGUUCUUGAGGGUCUGAAUGCUUGUUUAGAUCACCGUGGCGAGGCAUAUGUCCCUGAGUUAGAUAAGUCGUUUUCUAAACAUCCCAACUUCACCGUUUUUGCUGCUCAGAAUCCUCAACAUCAGGGUGGGGGCCGAAAAGGUCUUCCUAAAUCGUUUGUGAAUCGAUUCAGCGUCGUAUAUGUCGAUUUGCUUACUCCUCAAGACCUUUUCUUGAUAGCUACUCACCUUUUCCCCAACAUCGACCACAAAGCUUGUGCCCAGUUGAUCGAUGUAAUUGCCACGCUAGAAAAUGAAGUCUCAGAUCGAAAACUCUGGGGUCACUCAGGUUCUCCCUGGGAGUUCAAUCUGAGGGAUACUCUAAGGUGGCUCAAGCUGCUCGACACACCGUCGCUCUCAAAUAGACAAGGGCCCAUCGACUACCUAGACAUGAUUUUGACGCAAAGGUUCCGGACAGACGAUGAUCGCAUCAAGGCUAAGAAUGUGUUUGAGCGGUUUUUUGGGAAAAUCGAAAAACGAGAAAGCUACUUUCAACUCACUCCAGAAUAUUUGCAAGUGAAUGGGGAGCUCGCUUUGAGAGAUGCUUUUUUGAAUCAUACAGCUCUGGAGGGCUCCAUUUCUCUUCAAUGCAAUUUUGGUAUUUACGAAUCAGUUCUGAGGUGUGUUAAUAGGAACUGGCCGCUUGUGCUCUGUGGACCAACAAAUUCUGGGAAAACUGAAAUUAUCAAGUAUAUGUCGGGAAUCCUGGGAAAGAAGCUUGUGAGCUUUCCCAUGAAUAGCGACAUUGAUAGCAUGGACAUUUUGGGUGGAUAUGAACAAGUGGAUUUGAAUCGAAAAGUUUCACAGUCUGUUGAGAGGUUAGUUACGAGUUUGAGGCAAUUGAUAGCAAUUAAUUUGGGCUCUGAGAGCUCGGAAGAAGAUGCAAAGGUAACAGCACUUGAAUUAUUGCAUUUCUUGACUACCAGGUCAGUUGAGAUAUCUGAACUAGAACAGUUUUUACCACUUGUCGAAAAGCUAACCUAUUUCUCUGAUGAUGAGAGAAUCGGCUUGGCUCUGGCUGACUUUCGUUCUUUACUGAAGAAAAGAGACGUCCCAUCCUCCGUCACCUUUGAGUGGUUUGACGGCUUACUAUUGAAAGCUAUGGAAGAAGGAUCUUGGCUUGUGUUGGAAAAUGCUAAUUUAUGCUCUCCAUCUGUAUUGGAUAGACUUAAUUCACUUUUGGAAACCAAUGGGUCUUUGAUUAUCAACGAAUGCAGCCUGGCCGAUGGUCGGCCUAGAAUAGUUGACCCAAAUCCCAAUUUCAGGCUCUUUUUGACCGUAGACCCGAAGUUUGGUGAGCUAUCGCGGGCUAUGAGGAACAGGAGUAUUGAAAUUCAUGUCGACAAAUUGGCUAAAAGAGCCACAUCUUACGACAAGGCCACCCUUGGGCGCGAAUUUUUUGCCGAGGCUGGCGAAGCUGAUGAUGGCUUCGAGGGGAUCAUGAGCUGUACACCUCUAUGUCGCUUUGUUCCCGCAGAUAACUCUGAGAUUAUGCAAUUUUCGAAACUUCACGAUAUUGGCAUGAUUUCUAAUCCGAAUACCUUUGAAGCUGUCGUAUCCAUAUUGCCACAAUCGGCUUUUUUUGCUUUGGAUGGCUGGAUGUCGAAUGUUGAGCAGACGAGCUAUUUCGUGGAGGGCGGAAACGUCGAGAAGUAUGUGCGAUAUGCAGGAUACUUAAACAAAAUUGGCGUUUUACAGAACGUCUCACAUUUAUCGCGCCAACUCGUUUCCAAGUUUCUCAACCAAAACGAUUUUUUCGGUGUUAGCCAACCCUUAUUACCAUCGCUCAACUCGUAUGUGGCCGGUGGGAUAGCUAUGGACUGCUCAGCUAUUACCUCUUCCGAGCCACUGUAUUUCUUUGAGGUCGCCAGAAAAUUGUGUAACUUUGCACAACAACUCGAUGACGUUUCGAGAAGAGCCCAACACGUUAAAUUGAGAGACCUUAAUUAUCUUGAGUUAAGUGCAGCCUACGAUAUUGGUCGAGCGAUUAAGAGAACUCCUCAAAUACCCAUCUUCAAAGUUCUUGCACAGCUGUACAAAAGCAUUGUGGAGAUGAUCAGCUCAAAUGAGCUAUUUAUUCGCCAAAAGGUGUACAAGGACUGUUUUGACUUGUGCGCUAUUUGGAUAGGUGCCUUUGAUACUUCAAAAACCCACAAUUUAUCCAAACUAAGAGCCUACCAGGAAUUACUGUUCAAUUGGCACCGGGAUGCGACCUACCAAAACUCAAGCUCUCAGGAAGUUCUAGAAAUGGCCCAAUUCUUAGGGAGUUCACUGUCAAUGGAUACUGGCAGGUCUAUCACUCUCAUAUGGAACGCAUUCCGGACAAACAAUCCUGGCUCCAAUAUCGCCUGGAACCAACUAGAGAAGCUGAUCAGUGUAUCUCAAAAAUUUGAUGAAGUUGUUCAAAAACAGUUUUCAGACUCUUACGACCUCAUUAGUAACUUGAGAUAUAUCAUAUUGAGCCUUAAAGCAGAUAUUGUGUCAGAUACGGCGACUGAUUUUGAUGGUGUCUUGGAGACCUUACAAAAUGGGAUUUCCGAGCUCGAAAGCAUUUCGAAACGAUUUUUGAACCAGAGAAAACAUCACUUUAGGCCCGAAUUCGAUGCACUGAUGCGAGUUCUAUGUCAUACUGACAAUGCUCAAAGUCAAACAACGAGAAGUUUAGUCUCAUACAGUUCUCUGAAGAGCGAAACGUUCCUGGAGUUGCAGAAGGAUAAACUGAGCCACCCGGCGGUCUUCGAAUUGCUGUGGACAAAAGAUGAUGAUGGCAAGUUCCAUUCCUUCACGGGCUCAGUAUUUGAUAGCUCCAUCUUAGAAACUAUCGUGACUAAAGUGACCUCCUUCAAAUCUAUCAGUGGCAGUCAAAUUCCACAAGCCGUAGAGGACGCAUCUGUUUUACAAGAAAAGUUAAUGUCAUGCUCAAGUUUGGUGUUGUCUGACAAAAUAAACAUAUCCAAGAAAACUCUAUUCGACUGGUAUAAGAAGCUUGUUUCAGUUCAUGUGGAUAUCAAAGCAUCUGCCACACUUGAUGAGAUACAAGAGGUGCUAUCCGACUGCAACGACGAAUGGUUCAAGCGCAUACAUCAGGACUUUUUGCUUGCUGCGGUUGUGACCUCUUUGGAUUGCGCCAAUCUCUUUACGCUGGGUAAAGCCUGGAUUUUGUUCUCGGCUGGUGCGCUACAACUUUUUGCACCUAGCACACCAUUCGACCCUGCUAUUCGUGAUUACGUCCUAUUUGAUAACUAUCAAAUUAGGGUAUCAAUGUCCAAGGAGCUUGCGCUUUGCUGGGAGCAUUGCAGAAGGGCCUUGAGCGGAGACGAACCCAUGUCAAUGGAAUUAUCCCUUGAAUGCACUGGUGACAUAGUCCCACCUUCCAAACCUAGAGUUUACAGACCAGAAAGACCCAUUGAUCCUCUGUUUGAAGAGUGGAAUGCAUUCAUAAGGUCCACAGUAGGUUUGGAAUCAGUAAGAAAGCUAAUGGCUGCACUAGAGAUGUUUGAUUCUAUGUCAGAUAGUCAACUCAACUUGUUCCAACAAAAUUCUUCACAGUUUUUGGAUCGUCUGAACUCGAAUUAUCGUGUUUAUUCUGAUUUGAAUGACAUAUUCCGCGGAUAUGUUUUGGGAAUGAAAUUUGGGUUUGACUUAAUGAGACAGGGCAAGCCAGAGGAGAGAAAAUCUGUCAAGCUUUCUCCCCUGUGGGCUAUUGAUUCGCAUGUUAUAACGUGCCCACAUCAGAUCAAUACCUCAUUUGGCCUUCUCAAAAAGCUAUUCAGCAAAAAAACCGUCAACAAUCUAAGUGUUGAACGCAUUUCCAUAUUUUACUUGAAAUUGUUCAGUUUCCACGGAAAAGACAGUCGUCUUGUGAGUACCUUCGAAAAUUCUCUUCAGACACUAUACUAUAGAUGGUCAAUGCGCCGUCUGCAGGAAGAGAAGACCGAACAAGGCAAAAGUGGGAUCUACAAAUACGAUGACACUGAUUUUGAUGUGGAGUCUGACUUCAAAAACAUGUUCCCCGACUAUGAAGACGUUGUUCUGGUUAAUGCUUCCGGUACGCAAGUGCCUUCUGAUGUGACAGUGUUGAAUGACCUUUAUUUUGAGAUUGCGACCACUUAUUUGAACCUUUUCAAUAGUGAAAGUCAACUAACCUUCACGGACAUGAUCGCGGAAGGUUGUAAAAUAUCCGGUGACCUAACCGAGAUCGGAGUAGAGUACAUGAGCCAUUCUCCUAGACCAAGUACCUUGACCCCGGUCUUACAUCAGUUGUCUCGAGAAGUAAAGAGUUUCCAACUUCCAAGAGAGUCUGAAAAUUUGGACUUCUAUCGCGAUUCGUCUGUUUAUGAAACAAAGCGAGCAGGAGCCAUUGUGGAGAAGGUAUGGAUUUUAACUGAUAACCUCUUAAGUCAAUGGCCUGAACACUCGACCUUGAACGAUUUGUCUCGAGUGUGCCGCGAGUUCAUGGAGUACUCCGCCGAUACUCCAAUUGCUCGACUACUGCAGAAAAUCGAGCAAAUAUUCACCAUAGUCACAGAAUGGGAAAAGUACGCCUCAGUUGCAGUCUCGCUUGCUACGUCUGUUAGGGAGUUGACAAAUUUGGUAGUGUCCUGGAGAAAGCUAGAGUUGAGCACUUGGAGUAGACUAUUCGAUUAUGAAAACCACAUUUUGAACAAAAGUGUAGGAAGGUGGUGGUUUCAUUUAUUUGAGACCAUCAUGGUAGCUGCACCCAAUGAAAACUCUGCAGAUGCUAUUGAGGUGCAGGAUGACUGCAAGCUACUUGGUUCCUUGAACAUAUUCAUCAGUAAAUGCACCCUCGGUGAGUUUGGUGGUCGUCUUGCCUUAAUAAAGGCAUUUGCCAACCAUUGCAUAUUAGCUAAAUGCAAAGCGGAGCGAACUACCCAUUCCCUGCUCAAUGUGGUGACCUUUUAUGAACAGUUUCUGCCAAUUGUCGAAAGCAGCCUGGAAGAUGGAAGGAAAAAGCUGGAAAAAGAAAUUUCCGACAUAAUCUUGCUUGCUUCUUGGAAAGACGUGAAUAUUGAUGCUCUCAAACAAAGUUCGCACCGUUCGCACAAUAAUCUUUACAAGAUAGUAAGGAAGUAUCGUACCCUGCUGUCACAAAGCGUCUUGCCUAUUAUCGAAAGUGGGUUACAGAGUCUUUCAAAAGCCAGCUUCGAACUGGACAACUUCUCCGAAAAUAUGGCCAUGACUUAUGAAGCGGCAGAAAUGAACAGAAUACUUUCAAACAUAAGCUCUUGGAAUGAUAGGCCCUCCGCCUUGAAAAAUCUGGAUUUAAGCACAAAAAAUAUGUCAUAUCACUGUAGUGUGAUUGAGGCCGAGGAAUACCCCGAUUUCACUAUUUUCGCCAAGGACGUGUGGGAAGACGCUGAUCGAUUGCGUAAGGAGACUCCCAAAGUCUACAAUAAGAGAGAAAAGAAACUUCUCGCAGCUUUGAAAAUACAGAAGGCGAAAUUGCUAAAUGAUUCUUUGAAAGAACUAAAAAGAAUGGGUUUGAAAACAGGUUUCAGGGAUGACAUACGUAAGGUGCAAGAAUCAGUGACAUUAAUUUUGAGUUCUAUUGAUUCGUUCAGAGAUAGCGCACUUGCGGGAUGUGACGCUCAGUUUUUCCGUAUUCUCGAGCUCAUUCCCCGCCUGCGUUUUGUUGCAUCUAGUCCAGCAGAGGACGCUCCACUUCCUGCGAUUGAGAGGGGUAUGGCUGUAUUUGAAAACUUGGUUUUCCUAUUGAUAUCUAGCAGGGGCACUUUCCGAGAUUUUGCGGAAAAUUUCAGCCUUCUUGCUGGUAUGCGAUCACGUCUAGAGCAAGUGGCAGUAACAAAGGAUGUUUUAAUGCACCGUCCUUUAGCAAUGAGCUUUGAUAAUUAUUCUUUCAUCUGCAAGUGGCUACCCAAACUUUUGAAUUACGCUUCUGAAACUUUGAGCCUCACAUUUUCUACCUCCGAGGAAAAUCCUCUGUACAACGUUAUAUCUGGCGCUGCCGAAAAGGUGAUGGAAUAUCAGUCAUUGAUCCAUGAUCAACAGGUUUUCGACGGAGGUUCGCGAGCCCUGCUCAUUGAAUUCAGUGAAUUUUGCGAUGACUUGUCAGCCAGGCUUUUGAAAGCCAGCUCCUCAAAAACUGCAUUCUUGGCUCGCAUUGUCAUCGAGUGGUUAGCCGAACAGCGAUCUUCCCUGCAGUUUGAUGAGAGUCUCGAAAAUGCUGAAAAUAUCGAGAUAGUUGAUCAAAGCUUUCGCAGAGUAAAUACUUCGAUCAUGCUCACAAUACAAAAGCUGCUACAGGAUAAGCCCGAAAAAAUUGUAAUGGAUGAAGACAGUUGGCUAACUUCUUCUCACCAAAGAAUUAAUUCUGUCGCUAAGCGAGUGACCUCUUCCAAAGUUACUAUGAAUAUGAAGGACGCCUUAGACCUAAUUUGCUCCCAAAAAUAUUCUAAACGUACAUCAAGAAUGAUUACAGCUAUUGUGCAGUUUACAAUGCCAAUGCUUUCCAGAUACAACCAACUCCUAGUCUGUCUCAUGAAUAGGAUCAAGUGCCACUAUGAUACCGUAUCCCAUGGCACCAUCAUACUUGGUGGGAUACUUUACAACCUAGGAAAAUCUGGAUUUUGUUCACCAAGUCCACCUGACGAGGAGACAGAAGACCAAAAUUUGCAGGACGGCUCGGGGCUUGGUGACGGUGAUGGCGCUCAGAACAAUUCAAAUGACGUUGAAGAAGAUGAAGAUCUGCUGGAAAAUGCUCAACAACCCGACAAAGAACAGGAGAAGAAAGAAGAUCAAGAUGAGGACGAGGAGAAUGCCGUCGAUAUGGAGGGGGACAUGGCAGGUGAUUUAGAGCAGGCCAGUGGGGAGGACGACUCCGAAGAUCAUGACGAUGAUGAGGAGGAAGACCUAGACGAAGAAGUAGAUGAUUUGGAUGAAGAUGAUCCCAAUGCUCUCGAUGAGAAAAUGUGGAACGAAGACGCGAAGGAAUCUGACAAAGAGAAGGAGGCCAAUCAGGCCCCACAGAAUUCCAAUGAAGACGACGUUCAAGCUGCCGAAGGUAACGAAGAUAAUAGCGCUGACGACCGGCAGGAAAACCAGGAGCGUAGCGAAAUUGAUGAACAAGAUAAGGAGGAAGAAAGAGAAGAACAAAAUUCUGAACCAGAGUCCAAUGAAGAAGACGAAGGCGUUGGGCAAGAUGAUGAAGUCAGAAAUGACGAAUCAGACCAGUUAGAGAAUCACGUUCCGGAAGUGGAAACCAUGGAUUUACCUGAAGAUAUGGACCUGGAUUCUGGCGAAGAGGAGAGUGGUGAUGAAAAUCACGCCGAAAGUGAGGGCGAAUUAGACGACGGAAUGAGUGAGGAGAACAAAGAGCAAAAAGAAGAAGACGACGACGAAGAAGGACAGGGAGCGGAAGGGGAGGAGUCUGCGCUCCCUGAUGAAAAUCGAGAUUCCAUUGAGGACGAAAAUGAAGCUGACGAGGAUAAAGAGGAUAUUGAUAUUGAUGAACAGGAACAUGGAGAGGACUCGGAAGAGGUAGACUCCGGUAACAAAGACGACCAGGAAAAUGACAAUGCAGCUUCAGAUGCCGAACUUGCCAACGAGGAGGACACUGCUAACGACAAUAAAACUGGCGAUGACAUGGACACUCAAGAAGCAGGGGGGGAAGACAACUCAGAGGAAAAGUUAGAGGGCUUAGAUGGUGUCGAAGAUAUGAUGGAGAUUGACAGUCAAGACUUCGAAUCCACUGUUCAGCAGCAGAGUGGCGCUCAAGGGAAAGGAGCUGAUGCUGCCAACGAUGAGGAGGAUGAAAAUGUCGGCAGCUCUGGAAAUGCCCAACAGCAGCAGAAUGAAGAUUCCAAAGAUGAAAUAAAUGAGAACUCACGGCAAGAAGCCAAAGAGAGCCUGAAGCAACUUGGUGAUAGUCUGAAAGAAUUUCAUAGACGCCAUCAAGAAAUAAAGGAGGCUACAUCUACAGAGGAUAAGCAGGAAGAGUCAGCGUCGAAUGAUCGCCCUGAUGAGUUCGAGCAUGUGGAAGGUGCCGAUGCGGAUACAAAUACUCAAGCACUGGGCUCUGCUAACCAAGAUCAAACGACGGCCAUCGAUGAGGAAAAGGCAAUAGAUGAUGAUAUGGAGGACCUCGAGCAUGAGGACAAACAAGAGGAAAAACUUGAGGAUAGCGAAAGGGAGCUUCAAGCUGAAGAAAGCGAGACAAGGGAAUCUCUCGACCAACCGCAAGACAAAGAUAGCCAAGGUAAGACCAAAAGUGCUUUUGCAGAAUCUCAGAGGAACUUGAUGGAGCAGAGUCCACUUUCUAACCUUGACAUGGUUGAGACGGAUAUGAAUGAUCUUGAUGAGAUUAUUGACGCCAUCGAUCGGAAAAUUAUAAUUGAGGAAACUAGCGCGGUACCUCCCAGGGCUUUAGAAGAAGCCAGACAACUAUGGAGGACAAGUGAAAUCGAGACUGCUGAAUUGGCCGCCGGCCUUGGGGAACAGUUGCGACUCAUUCUGGAACCUACGCUAGCCACUAAAUUAAGAGGUGACUAUAAAACUGGUAAGAGACUCAACAUGAAACGAAUUAUACCAUACAUUGCGUCCCAGUUUCGCAAGGACAAAAUCUGGUUGCGGAGAACGAAGCCAAGUAAACGUCAAUAUCAGAUUAUGAUCGCAGUGGAUGACUCAAAAUCCAUGAGCGAAUCAAAAUCUGUAGACCUUGCUUUCCAAAGUAUAUGUCUGGUGUCCAAAGCACUUACUCAGCUGGAAUCGGGUGGUUUGUCGAUUGUCAAAUUUGGAGAUACGACGCACGAAGUCCACCAAUUCGACCAAACGUUCGGCGUAGAUGCUGGUGCAAAAAUAUUUCAGUGGUUUGACUUCCAAGAUACUCGCACAGACGUUAAAAAGCUGGUUGCAGAAUCUCUUCGUAUUUUCGAUCGUGGACGGGCUACAAAUAACGCCGAUCUAUGGCAACUGCAGAUUAUAAUCUCCGAUGGUGUGUGCGAGGACCACGAUACAAUUCAAAGACUGGUGCGUCGUGCGAGGGACAACAAAAUCAUGCUGGUUUUCGUGAUUGUCGAUGGCGUAAACUCUUCUGAGUCGAUCAUGGACAUGAGCCAGGUGAAGUACGUUCCCGACCAAAACGGAAAUUUGCAGCUGCAAGUCGAAAAAUACUUAGAUACCUUCCCAUUCGAAUUCUAUGUGGUGGUACACGAUAUUUCAGAAUUACCAGAGAUGCUUUCCAUCAUUCUUCGCCAGUAUUUUUCCGAGCUUGCCUCUGCCUGA
Lachancea dasiensis is the source of this 14781-nucleotide messenger RNA. NCBI's taxonomy places the organism in Eukaryota, Fungi, Ascomycota, Saccharomycetes, Saccharomycetales, Saccharomycetaceae. The record is from the annotation of a GenBank genome assembly.